Messenger RNA from Medioppia subpectinata, 1620 nucleotides. The record is from the annotation of a GenBank genome assembly. Lineage: Eukaryota; Metazoa; Arthropoda; Arachnida; Sarcoptiformes; Oppiidae.
ACAACAAAUGAAAAUGACUUCAGAUAUGUAUAAAAGACACGAAGAUAUGAUUCAAGAAGAAAGGGAUCGAAGAAUCAAUGAUUUAAAGUCACAGUUAAGUCAGAGCGAGAAAGACAUGGAGGAAAUGCGUGGAAGACAUGGCGACAGAGUUGAACACUUGGAGAGCGAAUGGCAGCGAGAAGUGGAGAGAUUGAAAGCAAUGCACUCCAGUGUCACCCAAAAGCUGUCCGAAGAACACGAACACGACUUGUCUCGGAUCAGAAAAAUCAAAGAACACGAAAUAGAGUCCGUGAAUGCCCUCCAAAAUCACGGCCUCUCACUGGAGAGCCUACUAUCAAAGUGGGAGAAAAGCGCCGCACAUAUCGAAGAGUUGCAUAAAAAUGUGAUCUCAAAACAAGAGGACAUUCUUAAGAACAAAUUCACUGACAUUGAGGUGAAGAACAAACGUCUGGAUGAGGUUGAGGUGAACUGGCAUUCGUUGGUCAACGAGUUGGAAGUGGAGAGAAGUCGAUGCAGUGAUGAGCAGAAAAAACUAUACGAUACUAUUGAACAGCAAAAACAAUUAAUACAAAGCGAACAAAAGAGACACUUUGAAGAGCGCCUGGAGUUAGAAAGGGAUAGAAAAAAGUUGACCGAAGAGAGGCUCACCUUUGAUGCCGAAUGCAAUCGAUUGAGAGAUAAUAUGAGAAAAGAAAACGAUUUAUUAGCUGAAGAUAGACUCAAAGCGAAAGAGGAGUUCACGAACUUAGAGAUGAGAAGAAACGAACAGAACAUAAAAGAAUUGGAUUCACAACAGAAUCUCAAUAAAGAGAGAAACGAAAUAAAGUUAUUGUUUAGAGAUAUUGAAGAAAAGAGAAAUACUUUACACAAAGAAGAGUCAGCUAUACAUCAAAUGAGGAUAUCAUUACAGAGCGAACAGCACUCUCUGGAACAGAGGAAACUCAUGUUUGAUAUGGAAAAGGUUAAAAUGCAAGAAUUGGCUCAAGAGAUCGCCAAACGAGCCGAAGAACUCGAAAGUUUGGGCGAAAUAGCAUUGCAUGAGAAACGAGAGGGACAUAUGGCUAUGGAUGAGGCGGAGAAGUUCCGCAUUGAGUUGGACUCCAAACUCAAAUUCAUUGAAAAUAGUUUCACUAAAUUGAGAGAAGAAGAGGAGAAACUCAAUAAAUUAAAAGUGAAAGUUCAACAGGAAUUGGAUUAUAUAAAAGAGACUAAAGACAACUAUGUUUGCAAUUUGUGCUCCUCUGGACUCAAUAGAGUAAGAAUGACGGGAAUGACCAAAAACUCGAUCCCAGACUUUACAAACCUGACGCCAUUUUACGCCCCAAACCAAUGGUCAGGAGUGCCGGACACGGAUCGGGCGCUACUUAUUUGGCAGAUCACUGGCCAACAGGACGCGGCACUCCUCGAACAGGAGACCGCCUUUAUUAAUGGUAUCCGCACUCAAACACAAACCACUACUGGCUAUGCCUAUCAGCAAAACGAUUACUUCAUUGAUCACAACAAUUGAUCCCAAAAUUUACAAUAUUUUCUAAUCUAUAUUUUACCAAAUUUUACAAUUAUAUAAUACUUUUACACAAUAACUGCUAUCAAACUGUAGGACAUGUAUACAAAAAAUAAGAC